Betta splendens (Siamese fighting fish) is the source of this 2129-nucleotide messenger RNA. Its product is annotated as glucose-6-phosphatase catalytic subunit 1-like. Gene Ontology annotation, molecular function: glucose-6-phosphatase activity. Gene Ontology annotation, cellular component: membrane. NCBI's taxonomy places the organism in Eukaryota, Metazoa, Chordata, Actinopteri, Anabantiformes, Osphronemidae. The record is from RefSeq and is a predicted model, not a curated record. The coding region runs from base 727 to 1806 and encodes 359 amino acids. The transcript is spliced from 5 exons. Gene Ontology annotation, biological process: glucose 6-phosphate metabolic process; gluconeogenesis.
CUUUCUUAUCUUAACUUAUUUCACUGGAUGUGAGGCUGGUACUGGGCAGUUGUAGUGUUUUAUUCAGACCCAGCAUCUCAGGAGGUUGACACAGAACCUAGCUUUGGCCUAGUUUUUCAGCUCAGAGCAGCCAUACGGAUCAUUUCUGGCUGUUUGGACACACAGACCUUCAUGGUUGGGCUUCAGGCUCGUUUGCAGCUGUUUGUCUGCCCCACUGUGUCAUGUGCUAUAAGCAGCCCCUUCAUGUCAUAUCUUUGUGUCCUGCCUGCCUCCCAUUGGCUCCGUCCCACUCUGGUCCAAAGUCCAUGUGUGAGGACCAGGUGAUGCUCUGCAUAUAAAAGCACCCAGCACGCACAUCCAGGAGCUCUUCACUAAUCACACACAUAGACGCACACAGCUCCAGUUUGUCUACUUUUACAUCUGAGAAUAACACAGCAUGAAAUCUGGCUCAACAAGUUGCUGCUGGCUCUAACACUACUUGAAGACAGACGUCUACAUCCAAGCUGCAUUUCCAGGUAGCAAGUGGAGACACAAUUGUAAGUAUUAUUCUGUUUUAUUAUAUGUGAAUGUUUUGUUAUAUUAGCAUCUAUUUUGUGUAAUAGACUCUGUGUUCAAUCACAGACAUCUUGUUUAAUUGAUUUAACUUUAUCUGUUUAUUUGUCUAUCUUAACAUUAGGAGUCAUUUUAGUUAGUAUAAAAGGUUCACCCAUAUCUUCUGCAGGAAUAAUGGACCUGCUCCACAGCACUGGAGUCAGCAGCACAUCAUAUCUGCAGGCUCACUACAGCCACAAGCAUCUUUACUUCCUGUCAGUCUCUACGGCAACGGACCUUCGCAACACCUUCUUUCUGUUGUUUCCCAUAUGGUUCCAUGUAGAGCAAGCUGGGGCAGUCAGACUGGUGUGGGUGGCAGUUGUGGGAGACUGGGUCAACCUAAUACUAAAGUGGCUUCUGUUUGGAGAGCGUCCGUAUUGGUGGGUUCAGGAAACAAGUUUCUAUGGCAACUCCUCCCAGCCAAUGAUGCAGCAGUUCCCUCUGACCUGUGAGACUGGACCAGGAAGUCCCUCGGGCCACGCUAUGGGGGCUGCCACAGUAUAUUACACCGUGAUGUCAUCACUCCUCGCCACCGCGCUGAAGGAGGAAGGACAGCGGCUCAGGAGAUGGUGUGUGCGUGUCUCACUGUGGACGCUGUUCUGGUGUGUGCAGGUGUGUGUGUGCCUCUCGCGGGUCUACAUCGGCGCUCACUUCCCACAUCAGGUCAUCACCGGCGUAGUUAUCGGUAUCCUACUGGCUGAAUACUUCAGCCGAAUCCCGCAGAUCUUCAGGGCCCAUUUGUGUUCUUACGUUCUCACCUCCCUUCUUCUCAUCUGCCUGGCUCUCCUCUUAUACCUGUGCCUCCAGCUGGUGGGUGUCGACCUUCUCUGGAGUGUGGACAAAGCGUGGCGCUGGUGUCACAGGUCAGAGUGGGUCAGCGUGGAUACCGGCCCCUUUGCUAGCUUGUUCAGGAACACUGGGACUCUGCUGGGCCUGGGCCUUGGCCUCCACUCACCGCUACACGCUCACGCCUACAGAACCGUGGUCAGCAGCGGAUACGGGUCCAGGGGACCCAUCUACAGGUUCACCUGUCUAGGUGCAACACUAGUGUUGCUGCAGUUGCUUGACUUGGCUUUUCAACCCCCUGUUCAUAGUGGAGUUCUGUUCUAUCUGCUGUCAUUCUGUAAAAGUGCUACUGUGCCUCUGGCUACUGUGGCCAUUGUUCCUUACUGUGUAACUACAGCACUGGGAAACAAGGUGGAGAAGCUGCUAUGAGGCAGGUGGCCUAUAACUGAUGUGCUGUUUGCUCAGUAAAACACUGAUGUAACUGUGCUGUUUUUAUGUUAUGUUAAUGCUACAGUUUACAGCUGCAGGAUAGAAUUUUUAUAUGCAAAUAUACAGUCUGCAAAACUAUCACUUUUUUCUUCAGUUAAUGCAGUAAAUCGUUUAAAAUCAAAAUCAGUCUAUGAAGUGUCUUAUUUUCGCCCUGUUUGUUAUUUAUAUUAAUAAUUCAAUGAAAUCAUUUAAAUGUGUAAUGUUUUUUAUCCUACCAACGCGUAAACACUGUGUAAACCGCUAUCUAAAGGACCCACUGCGUU